CCUCCUUCCCCUUUUUACCAUCAGGUUGCCUCACGACCAUCGUCAUUGUGUACAUUCCCACUUUUUCCUUCUUUCUCGUACUUUCUUUCAGAUACCCAGCAGUUGGGAAAAACGUAAAAGCGUUUGGUGUAAGAUGAUCGUUCCAUUGAAAAUCAAAACUCCACUUUUAGAUCUCAAACCUCUCACCCCUGAAGAUGUUCCCUCACCAGAUUCACCAGAGUUUUGUGCCUUUCUCGAUACCUACUUUACCUACGGAGAGACCUUGGCAGGAACCAUGGAUAAAUGGAAGAAGCAUAGUGUUAAAUGUGAUGGAACUGUACAGAUUGUCAACCUCCAUAACUCUGCUGGAUGUUUAGAGGCCAAGAAACAACUAGGUAUCAAAGAAUACUGGUGUGGUCGUAUCUCCAUUCACACAUCUCAAUCUAUUCGUCAAAUCGAACAUCCCCUACCUCGACGAAGUUCAUCACAAUAUAACCCUCUCACACUCGUACAUGCCAUUUCUCAUUCUUUGCAUCUUGAUACUCCUUCCUCCACGACUUCACCUGGUGCACCGGAAGAACCACACCGUCGUCAGCCGCCGAUCAAUGGCGAUGGCAACGAGUCGAAUUUACAUGCUAUAGUCGAAGAUGAGGUGGAUGAACAGACCAGACAGGCUAAAGUCAUGAACGACGCCCCGGAGACAUUGUAUGAGAGGUUUAGAAGAGGUUUGCUGGAGUAUCAUUCCGAGAAUGAACGGGAAUAUAUCGAAUCGUGUAGAGAGACGGAAUGUUUACAAGUCUUUCAACCACACGUCGCUGAAGUUUGGCGUUUAACAUAUAAAACACCACCACCUACGAACCCACGAACCUUUGUGGUUUUGUUAUUGUCCCGAGAAUUGAAAACGGAUCCUAAAGGCCAAAGAGAGUUCAUGAAUAUCUCGAUACCUUUCGACCACCCGAAUUGCCCUCCUAAACAAGGAGGUGAAAAGUCACGCGUACGCGGGGCAUACGUUUCCGUCGAACGGGUUAGAGAACUGGACGAAGGUACCAAGGUAGAAUGGAAAAUGGCUACGAGUUCUGAUGCUGGAGGUAAUGUGCUACGAUUCAUGACUAAUGCUUCUUUACCUGGAAAGAUUGCGGAAGACGUUCCUUCGUUUCUCAAAUGGAUGGUAAGACGUUUCCCUCAAGGAGGAGAAGUCGCAUCGCAUCCCGCAUCGGCAUGAAUGACGAUCGGAAUGACCUAGACGAUUCAUGUUUGCGUAGUACCCAGGGUAUCAUAUGCAUACGUUCCUUGUUUCUG
This is a messenger RNA of Tremella mesenterica DSM 1558, 1278 nucleotides long. RefSeq lists its product as uncharacterized. The transcript is spliced from 8 exons. NCBI's taxonomy places the organism in Eukaryota, Fungi, Basidiomycota, Tremellomycetes, Tremellales, Tremellaceae. The record is from RefSeq and is a predicted model, not a curated record. The coding region runs from base 134 to 1201 and encodes 355 amino acids.